ACAUGAGUGAGACACCUGAGGGCGGAUCCGCACCUGAGUCGACAAGGUCCAAGCUUCUGACCCACAUCGAAAUAUUUGCUAGUCAGCUGACUGUAGCUCUCUCUCUCUCUUACUAAUCAAAACAAGAUGAAGUUAACUGUGUUACUCAACUUGCUCCUCUUCUGUCACGUUGCAUCUACAGUGAAACACUCCCUGAAAUAUUUCCUUACUGCAACUUCUGGAGUCCCAAACUUCCCAGAGUUUGUAGGUGUUGCGAUGCUCGAUGAAGUGCUGAUGGGUUACUGUGACAGCAACAACAUGACCCCAGAACUCAAACAGGACUGGAUGAGGAAACUAGCAAAGGAUUACCCACAAGACCUGGAGUGGUAUUCUCAUGAGUGUUUUGAUGACCAGCAGUUCUUCAGAGCCCACUUGGACAGCCUGAAGCAGCGCUUAAACCAAACUGGAGUGAAACACUCCCUGAAAUUUUUCUCUACUGCAACUUCUGGAGUCCCAAACUUCCCAGAGUUCGUGGCUGCUGCGAUGGUCGAUGAAGUGCAGAUGGGUUACUGUGACAGCAACACCAAGACCCCAGAACUCAAACAGGACUGGGUGAGGAAACUAGCAAAGGAUGAGCCACAACAACUGGAGUGGUAUUCUCUUCAGUGUUCUGGUAGCCAGCAGUUCUUCAGAGCCAACUUGGACAGCUUGAAGCAGCGCUUAAACCAAACUGGAGGUGUCCACAUUUUACAGAGGAUGAGCGGCUGUGAGUGGGACAACGAGACUGGAGAGGUUGUUGGUUUUAAUCAGUACGGUUAUGAUGGAGAAGACUUCCUUCUGUUGGACCUGCAGACGCUGACAUGGACCGCUCCAACACAACAGGCCUUCAUCACCAAACGUAGAUGGGAUAAUGACAAAGCUAGAUUAGAAUACAACAAACACUACCUCAUCCACAUAUAUCCUGACUGGCUGAGGAAGUACCUACAGUAUGGGAGGAGCUUUCUGCAGAGAACAGAGCGUCCCUCAGUGUCUCUCCUCCAGAAGACUCCCUCCUCUCCAGUCAGCUGCCACGCUACAGGUUUCUACCCCGAUAGAGCCGUGAUGUUCUGGAGGAAAGAUGGAGAGGAGAUUCAUGAGGACGUGGACCUCGGAGAGAUCCUCCCCAACCACGAUGGAUCCUUCCAGAUGAGUGUUGAGCUGAACCUGUCAUCAGUCGCACCUGAAGACUGGAGGAGGUACGACUGUGUGUUUCAUCUCUCUGGUGUGGUGGACGACAUCGUCACCAGACUGGACAAAGCAGUGAUCAGGACCAACUGGAUUCCUCCAGCAGGGUUCCCUGAUGGUCCUGUUAUUGGAGUUGUUGUAGGACUGCUGCUGCUGCUGCUGGCAGUCUGCAUCGCUGGACUCUUCAUCUGGAGGAGGAACAAUAACGGGUUUCGCCCUGCUAACACGGGGCAGUGAACAUAGAAGAGGAUGCUGAACUCCACAACUUAUCGUCUCAGAGGACUUUACAAUCUGUACAACAAAUGGCGUUCUCUACCCUUCAUUUGGAUAAAGAAAACCCCCCAAACUCAUUUAAUAAAUCUCUCUAAUGAGAGCUGCUCAUCUGAUUGGCUGCCAUACUGAAGGAGAGAAGAAGUGUUCGGAUGGACUUGCAUUUAUAUAGCACUUUUCUAGUCUUCCAACCACUCAAAGCUCUUUACACUACAUGUCAGCAGUCACCCGUUCACACACACACAUUCAUACACUGAUGGCAGAGGCUGCUAAGGUGCCAACUUUGCCCAUCAGGAUCUAAUCUAAAUACUCAUUCACUCACCGAUGGCUAUGCCUUUGGGAGCAAUUUGGGGUUAAGUGUCUUGCUCAAGGACACAUCGACACGUGACCGGAGCAGCCGGCUGAUCUACAUCUAUUUCGAAUUAUUUAAGUCUGUUUUUCUGCUGAUCUGCUCCUAGACCCAUCCUGGUCAAGUUCUUACAUUUCCAGGACAAAGUGAGGAUUUCACGUCUGGCCAGGGAGAGAAAGGAGCUCACCUUUGAUCAAUAAACGCCGGCAGUUUGAUGCUGUCAAAAAGAAACAUUGUGCCGCUGAUAUCAAAUACUCUCUGCUGUAUCCUUGCACGCUGAGAGUGAUGGUGGAGGGAAAGCCAAAACUGUUCCGCUGUCCCGAGGAAGCUGGGACUUUUUUUCCGAGACCUCUCCUCUUCCCCAUGACAGUACUGUGAGUAGAUCAUCCUGCAAGUUGACAACCUCCUAAUUUUGUUUGCCUGACUGAUGUUAAGUUCUUUUCUCCUGGAUCACGUCACGUGACUGGAACAUUGACUUUAUUAUUUCAGUAACUUCAGCUUAUUUCCUUUAUUCUGUCAUUUGCAAACAAUAAUUUUACUUGCAAACUUUAUUUUGUGUAGCCUACUAUGUGAGAACGCCAAGGGGCGUGAGUCAAUGUUUGCCAUAAAUUGUGACGCCAGUGGCGUCAGUUCCAGUAGACUGUCAUAAUGACGCAAUGUCGCAAACUAACCACUGUUGUAAACCAUGGAAUAUUGAACGUUUGCUAACUUCUGCCUUUUCAUGAAAUGAAAUGGCCCUCUUUCUUUUGUUACCUACACUUUCUUUUUUUCUCUCAUUGUGAAUAUCUGAGGCCAUGUAUAUUUUUAUUUUCAUAUGAAUAUAAUCCACAUGCUUUUUGGAUAAUAUAGGCCUAUUUUAUUUGACUUAAGCAGGGCCCUCCUUUUGUGCACAUAUGUAUAUGUAGCAGUCUGAGCCUGUGGCUAUUUGCUCUAUUUUAGUUUACUUGCCACUCAUUUCCUUUUAUGUUUUUCAUUUGUGUGAGUGUGGGUGUGUGUGUGUUUGUCUGUCUGUCAUGCUUGCUGCUCCACCUCACCCCCAUCACCUUCUCCUUCACAACUCAGUUUUCUGACCUGCUGUUUUUAUUUUUUCUAUAGGUACAAUUGAAUUAGUUAAAGGUUUAAAAGUUAUUCAUCUUAAUAUUAGAAGCCUUAUUUAAAAAAUCGAUCUCCUCAGAGCCUGGGUUACUCUUUACAAACCUGAUAUUAUUACUAUUUCUGAAACUUGGCUACACAGUAGAAUCACUUAUAAUGAAAUUAAAAUUGACAACUUAGUCCUGUAUAGAGCUGAUAGGGAUUCUCGAGGAGGUGGAGUGGCCACAUAUGUUGCUGCAAAUCUUGUCUCUGAGUGUGUCAUUCCUAACAUAGAGCCAGUUAAUUUUGAAUGUCUUUUCAUUAACAUUAAACUAAACAAACAUUUAACUAUUUGCUUACAUUUAUAGGCCUCCCUCUGCUCCGACUGACUCUACUAAGUGUAUAUUGUCAACUAUUAAUUCUCUUGAGAGGCAUAAUGAAAUGAUUACCUUGGGUGACUUCAAUAGUAACUGGCUUGAUCGUUUCUCCUCUAAUGAUAGAAAUUUAUUUGGUAGUUUAAACCUUACUCAGUUAAUCAACGAACCUACUAGAGUGGAUUAUCGGUCUUCAUCUUUGUUGGAUUGGAUACUUGUCACUAAUCCUGAAAGGAUCAUUAAAUCUCCUAUGGUACAGCUAGUUCCUCAAACCUUAUUAUUUCCACUGGUUAAUUUUCCUUUAGAAAAAUCUUGCCUGUUGAUGUUUUUUAUGCUAUAUGUGAGUUAAAGAAAGCAGUACAGCUGGUCCAGAUGGUUUGGAAGCCAAAUUUGCUAAACUUGCUGCUCAUGUAUUAAUGUACCCCCUUGUAGAUUUAUUUAACUUGUCUCAGUCUACUUGUUCAAUUCCCUCUAUAUGGAAAGGUGCCAGAGUUACCCCUCUCUUCAAAGGUGGAGACCCAUCUGCCAUGAAUAAUUAUCGGUCAGUUUCUAUUAUUUGUACCAUCGCUAAAAUCUUUGAGAAACUUAUUUUCAAGCAAUUAUCACAAUACAUCAAUUUAUUCAACAUUUUAUCUCCAUUCCAAUCAGGUUUAGACCUAAUUAUUCCACCACCAUGGCUCUUCUAAGAUUUACUAAUGAUGUGUCCUCAACCUUUGAUAAAGGCCAACUGAUAGGUGCAAUUUGUAUGGCUCUUUCCAAGGCUUUUGAUAUGGUUGAUCACUACCUCCUACUUGAUAAGCUCUAUUCUAUUGGUUUAAAUCAAAAUGCUCUCCUCUGGUUUAAUGCCCAUCUUCAUAAUAGAUGUCAGUGUGUUGUCUUUCAAGGUUCUCAGUCAGACUAUUUAAUUUUUGAAAAGGUUGUUCCACAAGGUUCUCUUUAUCAACGACCUACCUCAAAUAUGCUCAAAUUGUCUUGUUCAUCUUUAUGCUGAUGACACUGUUAUUUAGAUUUCUAACUCUGAUAUAUUACAAAUUCAGAAUUCUUUACAGUUCGAUUUUAAUUUGGUCCAAAACUGGUUUCAUAACAACAAACUUGCAUUGAAUAAAAGGAAGUCCUGCAGCAUGGUGUUUGGUACGCGACACAAUCGUUCAUAUUACUUGGAUUUGCAUAAUCAUUUUGUUGAUGGGUCACCCCUUGAGAAAGUUGAUUUAUUCAAAUAUCUUGGACUUUGGAUUGACCAUGAACUCUCCUUCAAGCCCCACAUUGAUUUUAUAAAAAGAGCAUGUGGUUGUCUGAGUUCACUUUUUCGUUCAAUUAAUUGUUUUACAUUUCAAGUCAGAAAAAUAAAAAUUUCUCAGUUGAUACUACCUAUUAUUGAUUAUGCUGACAUUGUCUAUCAAAACACCUCUGACACUUAUCUUAGGCCCCUUAAUGUUGUAUAUAAUUCUCUUUGUAGAUUUGUCUUGAGGUGUCCAUAUAGAACUCACCAUUGUUCCAUUUAUGAAUCAAUUAAUUGGUUGCAGCUGAAAUCUAGAAGGUAAUUUCACUGGGUUCAGUUUAUUUUCAAAUGAGUUUAUUUUAAUUGUCCUUCCUAUUUGAAACAGUUUUUGGUUCCAUGAAGAUCUUCAUAUUCACUCAGACAUAUGCAACAUCCCUUUUUAUUUGUCCUGAGAAUUUUCAAAGAAGUUGGACGCAGGUCAUUCCAAUACAAAGCUCCAUCAGACUGGAAUAAUCUUCCACUUUUUCUGAGAUCUAUUACCUCUUUCCGUUGCUUCAGGACAUCUUUAUUUUCUUAUCUUAAAACAACCUGUUCAUAUUUUUAAUUUGUGUGUACUUAUAAUUCUCAGUUUAUUUGUGCUACAUAUAAACUGAAGACAAAUUGUUGCAAUUGUUCUUAAUGCUGAUGUAAUUGAUUUAAAUCAAUUGUAUCAAAUCUUUCUUGUAUAACAGCUGAGGGCUGGGGGUCUGGGUGGGAGAUGUUGAGCAAGAUGUCUGUAUCUGUGUAUUUGGAGUGUAUGUUUGUAAUGUAAUGCUGUUUUGUCUGUAUGUGUUUUUGUAUUUGUGUCUAUAGGACCCCCUCAAAAAUGAGAUGCUACAUCUCAAGUGGCUAUCCUAUCCUUUCAAUAAAUUCAAGUAACCCGUUCACAAACUGAUGGCAGAGGCUAUCAGUGCCAACUUUGCCCAUCAGGAUUUAAUCUAAAUACUCAUUCACACACCGGUGGCUAUGCCUUCGGGAGCAAUUUGGGGUUAAGUGUCUUGCUAAAGGACACAACGACAUGUGACCGGAGCAGCCGGGGAUUGAACCACAGUAUGUACCUCAAAACUGUAUUUAGGUACUUAAGUAAAUCUAAUAAAUUGCUUUCCACCUUUCUACAACAAAA
Sebastes umbrosus (honeycomb rockfish) is the source of this 5648-nucleotide messenger RNA. RefSeq names its product major histocompatibility complex class I-related gene protein-like. The record is from RefSeq and is a predicted model, not a curated record. Bases 127 to 1440 code for a protein of 437 amino acids. The transcript is spliced from 9 exons. Gene Ontology annotation, biological process: immune response. NCBI's taxonomy places the organism in Eukaryota, Metazoa, Chordata, Actinopteri, Perciformes, Sebastidae. Gene Ontology annotation, cellular component: external side of plasma membrane.